GAAGCGGAAACACACUGAAGCACACAGACGAGUGUGACUGACAUAGCUAGCUAGCUCGAUCUCGCCGGAAAUGGCAGCUCGCGUCAUCCUGCUCCUCAUCCUCCUCAUCGCCUGCGUCGCCGUCCCGGCGGCGGCGGCGUUCGAGACGGUGUACGCGUUCGGCGACUCGUUCACGGACACGGGGAACACGCACUCGACGACGGGGCCCUACUCCUUCGGCUACGUGUCCAGCCCGCCGUACGGCGCCACCUUCUUCCACCGCUCCACCAACCGCUACUCCGACGGCCGCCUCGUCGUCGACUUCCUCGCCGACCGCCUCGCGCUGCCGGGGUUCCUCCCGCCGUACCUCUCCCCCGCCGCCGCCAACGCCACCCACGGCGUCAACUUCGCCGUCGCCGGCGCCACGGCCAUCGAGCACGAGUUCUUCGCGAGGAACAACCUCAGCGUCGACAUCACGCCGCAGUCCAUCAUGACGGAGCUCGCCUGGUUCGAGGCGCACCUCCGGCGGUCGCCCGCCGCCGCCAGGGCCGUCGGCGACGCGCUCUUCUGGGUCGGCGAGAUCGGCGCCAACGACUACGCCUACAGCUUCAUGGCCGCCACCACCAUCCCCCAGGACCAAAUCCGGAACAUGGCCGUCGACAGGCUCACCACCUUCAUCGAGGCAUUGCUGAAGAAGGGGGCCAAGUACAUAAUCGUACAGGGGCUACCUCUAACCGGUUGCCUGCCACUGACCAUGACGCUGGCCCGCCCGGAGGACCGCGACAACAUCAGCUGCGCCGCCACCGUCAACCAGCAGAGCCACGCCCACAACCGCCGCCUCCAGGCCAGCCUCCGCCGGCUCCGGCGGCAGCACCCGGCCGCCGUCAUCGCCUACGCCGACUACUACGCCGCCCACCUCGCCGUCAUGGCGGCCCCGGCGAGGUACGGCUUCACGGAGCCCUUCAAGACUUGCUGCGGCGCCGGCGGCGGCGCCUACAACUUCGAGAUCUUCUCCACCUGCGGCUCGCCGGAGGUGACCACCGCCUGCGCGCAGCCGGCCAAGUACGUCAACUGGGACGGCGUCCACAUGACGGAGGCCAUGUACAGGGUCGUCGCCGGCAUGUUCUUCCAGGACGGCAGGUACUGCCACCCGCCGUUCAGCACCUUGCUCGCCAGGCGGAACAAAGGCAAUUAAGCAAGUGAUCAUAUCUUUUCUGCCAUUAAGCAAUAUUGAUCAGUGUUGUUGUCUCUUUAGUAGCUAGGUGAUCAUUGAUCAGCAUUGCCAUUGAAGUAUUGAACUGAAUUCUGAGCAGCAUCAGUAUUAAGCUCUUCAUUCUUGAAUCAUUUUGUGACUUGUGUCAGCCAGGCAUACCAUGUGCCAUUAUUGUCGACGACAGAGCAUUCAAUAAGAAGAAACCUAGAGUUUUAGGUGAAGUUUCCACUUACCAGCUCUUGGCUUAA
Messenger RNA from Oryza sativa Japonica Group (Japanese rice), 1440 nucleotides. RefSeq names its product GDSL esterase/lipase At3g48460. The record is from RefSeq and is a predicted model, not a curated record. Gene Ontology annotation, molecular function: hydrolase activity, acting on ester bonds. NCBI's taxonomy places the organism in Eukaryota, Viridiplantae, Streptophyta, Magnoliopsida, Poales, Poaceae.